Papaver somniferum (opium poppy) is the source of this 489-nucleotide messenger RNA. RefSeq lists its product as uncharacterized. The transcript has a single exon. Lineage: Eukaryota; Viridiplantae; Streptophyta; Magnoliopsida; Ranunculales; Papaveraceae. Bases 1 to 489 code for a protein of 162 amino acids. The record is from RefSeq and is a predicted model, not a curated record.
AUGCCGGCUCUUGUCUCAGACUUCCAAGGUGCAUUUAUUCAUGAUAAACAAAUCCUUGAUGGUGUACUCAUUGAAAAUGAAUGUGUGGACAGUAGAUUAAAGUCCAAGAAACCAGGAAUUCUUUGCAAGAUUGAUAUGGAGAAAGCUUUCGAUAAUGUUAAUUGGCAUUCUCUGUUUAUUAUUUUACAAAGACAUGAUUUUGGUGAGAAAUGGAUUUCGUGGAUCAGGUGGUGUGUUACUUCUUCUCACCUGUCUAUCUUAGUGAAUGGUAGCUUCACGGAGAAAUUCAAGCCAACUAAAGACUUGCGACAAUGUGAUUCUUUAUCACCAUACUUAUUCUUACUGGUGGUGGAGAUUCUCUCUAAAUUGAUUAAUGAUGCAGUUGAAAGGGGUCAGCUCUCAGGUUUCCAAGUAGCGGAAAAUGGAUCUAUUAUUUCUCACCUUCAAUUCACAGAUGAUACGUUGGUAUUCAUUGAUGCUAGUGUCUGA